Molecule: messenger RNA, 1518 nt
Organism: Mucor mucedo
Lineage: Eukaryota; Fungi; Mucoromycota; Mucoromycetes; Mucorales; Mucoraceae
Exons: 3
Coding region: 100-1518 (472 amino acids)
Molecular function (GO): protein binding
Source: RefSeq, a predicted model, not a curated record
CCCCCUUUUUAAAUUUUUUGUAACUAUAUUUUUUAUUUUUAUCAGCAAUAUUAUUAUUAUUUUUUUUUAUUCUUUCUCUCCAUCCCUUAACACACCGUCAUGACAGAGAUUCGACAAUAUACAACUAGAGAUCAAGAAAAGUUAAAAAAGUAUUAUCUCGCCACUGAACUUCAAAAGAAACAAACCCGAGUCCUGCAUGCCUUACAAAAAAGUCAGAGUGCGAAAAGAGCUUGGCAAGCAGGCUUAGUGGGUAUUUUUGGUCUUCAUUACACUUCACUUAAAGCUGCCUCUAGCUUCUCUACAACAUUACCCACUAUAUUAUUUCAAGUGGUCUUAUGGAGUGCGGGUGUAGGUCUAUUCUGGUAUCAAUGGUUAUGCAAAAAAUACGGGGACAAGGUACGACUGGCUACAGAUACAAUAGCCCAAGCAUUGGCCGAGAUACAGAACAAUCCAAAGAGUAAUGCGUGGGUUAUGGUGAACGACAAGGACGAGAUUAUUGGUACAGUUGCUUUAAAAUGUGUCAAUGGCGAAGGUCAGAUUGGGCUCUUGACAGGAGAGGAAGCUCGACAGCGUCAAAUGUUGGUUCAAAAUGCGAUUAGGUUUGGUCGAACAAACAAGAUUCAAGUUAUUAGCAAAUGGGAUCAAGAUUCAAAAUGUAAUUUUACUAUUCGCACGUUGACAAGGUCAAUUGACCAUUUCCCUAUGCAUCAUUUGUUCUCACCUACUGCUUUAGACCAUGAUCUCACCUAUGUAGAUAAAACCUAUUACAAUGCACUAACGCAAUUGGAUCUAUCGCAUAACAAGUUGACAAAACUACCAUCAUCCAUGGACCAGCUUAAACAUUUAAAGCAUCUGGAUAUAUCGCAUAAUCGACUCUCUCAAUUACCUUCUGGUAUCUACUCAUUGUGCAAGCUAACCCAUUUUGACAUGUCGCAUAAUCCAGUGCGUCGAGUAUCUGCCAACUUGGCGCGUCUGAUGGAGCUCAGUUUAUUGGAUCUGUCGAGCACCGAGAUAAUUUCGAUUCCAGCCGAACUCCUCACGACCUUAUCGAUGACGACGAUUAAAUUAGAGAACUGCCAGCAGCUUGUGGUGGACGAAUUAGAGCAAGAGUUGGUGCAUAAUCCACCUAGUCUUGUGGAGACAUGCGCCCGACAGAUGAUUCAGCCUAUUUUAUCCGAUUUGAUACAGAACAAGAAGGCCAAAAAGAAGCAGCAACGGGAAAGAGAAGCGUCCUAUCAAAGGUUACCCAACCAUCUGCUGCAUUAUUUAUCAAGACCAAAGGCGUGUUCCACUUGUGGCGGUCCUUACUUUCAAUCGUCUGUAACCCGAUAUCGUAUUGUACAAAGACAGGAUGAAUCCUGGGUGCCCGUCGAAUAUAAACUCUGUUCAGCUCAUUGGAAUAAUGAAAAAGAUAGAAUCUUGGCUUUAUUUUCAGAUAUUCCUCAAAGGGCUUUACCCAGAACUACUGAACCUUGUCGUUUAAGACUUGUCCCAUCAUCACACCUUCAAGAUGCAUGA